Menidia menidia (Atlantic silverside) is the source of this 1016-nucleotide messenger RNA. NCBI's taxonomy places the organism in Eukaryota, Metazoa, Chordata, Actinopteri, Atheriniformes, Atherinopsidae. The record is from the annotation of a GenBank genome assembly.
AUGUCCAUCUACGGGAAGUCCAUUAGAUGGGGAAUUGCUAUCCAGCAGCAGCAAGUGUUUACUGUGUGGGUGGUGUUGGUCUAUUUGGUUUGGUACAGCAGGCUGUCUAGUGCUGCUGCAGUACCACAUUGUACCAACGCCCAAGCAGGAUGCCACGUCCUCUCCCUCGCUAAUCUUUUUGACCGGGUCAUUCAACACUCAGCGAGGAUGCAUAGUAUUUCAAAUGACCUUCACUCCGAGUUUGAGCUUUACUUCCUCCCCAGUAAGAACCAGAUUGGCCGGGUCAGUCGCAACUGUCAUACCUCCACCAUCCUUACUCCAAAUGGCAAAGAGAACGCUCAGCGAAUGGCGAGAGAAGAGCUGACAGAGGUGAUUCUUAAGCUCCUGGUGGCAUGGCGAGAUCCUCUGUGGCAUUUCCGUGAGAGCAUGGCUCAUCAUCAUGAUUUCAAUAAAUUCAGCUCAAAUAAGUCCCUUGAAAUGAGUGACAUGAUGCAGAUGUUAGGAAUAUUAAGUAACUCUGUCAGCAGCCUGAGUACUCCAGCUUUGUUGGGAUCUGAUAGAGCUGAGUGGCGCAUCAUGAAAGACUUUGAUCUUCUCUACUGCUUUCGGCGAGACUCCAACAAGAUCCAGAACUAUCUGAAGAUCCUCAAGUGCCGAAUUGUUCCAGAGCACAGAUGCUAAAAGACAAAUGCUGUGAUAUCGAAUUUAACUGUUAGAGAUAUCAGUAAAGGAAACGGAUCAGUUAGAAAUAACACAAAUGAAGCAGUGUUUUUUGCUGUAUUUUCUGUUAAUUAGACAUGAACAGAUAAACUAAUAAUUUGUUGUGUUCUAUAAUAGCUGAGACACUGGGAAGCUAAAACUAUCUACAAGGCACUUCAAGCCAAAUGUUUUAUUGUUCAUCUUUAUCAAACUGAUGAUGGACAGGAUGGAAUGAGUGUAAUGCAUGUCAUGAAAUACUGUUAUUGAAAAAUUCUGCUAUAAAAAAUAAAAAACAAGUAUUGUUUUGUCAAAUAAAA